AAAACCUACACUUCCUCACACAGACUGCUGCUGCUGCUGAUCAGCAGCUGGAGGAGAACCAAACAGUGCCCGGCCCACAUGCGACACAUCAACUAUACUCCUGUCCAGAACCGGAUAUGCUUCUUCUUGUGCUGCUGCUGCUGUUGGAGAGGAGAGAAAACGCAAAGCUGCAGAAGAGCACAUAAAUAAUGAGAGAGGCGCGGCAGCCUGGCACACGGACUGGAGAGGAAGAGGAGGAGAAGGAGAAGCUGUUUUUGUUUUGAGCGGAUUGAAAAGUUGAUGAAGAGGAGGAUGGUUACACGCUUUCAUCGGCUGAGACUUCCUAUCAGCAGACUGAGCAGUGGCAGCUGGUGGAAAUGUUUCUAGGUAGGGCUGUGCCACUUCCAAUCAAUUUCAGCAAACAUCCUGGGAGGGCGUAGCGCCCUCUAUUAGCCGGCCGCCACUGAGACUGAGGUGCAGCAGCUGUUGUAGCUGGAAGAAGAAGUGACCUCUCCCGGAGAGAUGCCACUGCCCCAGGGCCUGAUGCUGUGCCUGGGCAUGCUGCUGCUGACCGUUGGGGGGGUCGUGGCCCUGUGCUUGGGCCUGCCCUACCAGUCUGCUCCUCUGUUUGGAGUCGGGCUGUUCCUGGGCCUGGGGGGCGUGGCCCUGCUAGUCAGUGGACUCUGCAUGGCCAUGAAGAACCUCCAUGUGGCGGUGCCCGGACACUUCCUGCUGCACCCGCGUACCGGCACACGCUUCAGCCCGCAGCAGGCCCUGGCUAUACAAAGGAGGUUGGACCGGAUUCGUCGAGAGAUGUCCGAGGACUCUGUCAGCAGGGCUCCGGACCCUGAACCCUCCCUCCCCUCCACCCCGCCGCCCUGGACCAUGGAGCCGCCUCCAUCCUACGACACAGUGAUGAAGAGCCAGGAGCACAGCGAGCCGCUUUAACCGCUCACUCUGUGUGGACAUCUUUACUUUGUGUUAGUGCCUUUUCGUUGUGUUCGGUUCUCAGCGGUCUGUGGAUGAACUCGCUGCGAGGCGCCUCUUCUGUGCCUUAAGACAGCCGCCCUGAACACAAACACUAAACCACGGAGCAGGAAGAGAACUGCAGCUGGUGAAAGACUUAAUAUGUGUAUGGACUGAGCCGUGGUGUGGCCUCUGUGUCGACUAAACGUGCAUGUUGUGAUUGACUGUGAAAGGAAUUGAAAUGAUCACUGCGACUGCUCCUCUAAGGGCCUUUCUUAAGACCAGCAUUAUGUAACUUUUACAACCAAGUCAACAGUUUGGCUGCAAGCCUCCUGGAGACACCUAACUAGGAAUAUUUUAUUGGCCUGCUUGAAUUUAUGUGACCUACUACUGUGGCUGCAGAGCACCGUCUCUCCUUCUUCAAACACGAUAAGAACUUUCCUCACAGCUCCUCUUCGUAUCUGCACUUCUUUGCCUGUCAUAACUUUGCUCAAGGAUCGUUGGCAGCUUACUGCAAUGCAAAAGUGCCUUAAGCAGUGACGGCAGAAUGUUAAAAGUACAGCUUUGUAUCCCGUG
Sebastes umbrosus (honeycomb rockfish) is the source of this 1521-nucleotide messenger RNA. RefSeq lists its product as uncharacterized. The coding region runs from base 502 to 927 and encodes 141 amino acids. The record is from RefSeq and is a predicted model, not a curated record. The transcript is spliced from 4 exons. Lineage: Eukaryota; Metazoa; Chordata; Actinopteri; Perciformes; Sebastidae.